UGUACUAGCCUUUGCCCUUACUCAACAUGGUUGCCCAUCAACUUCAACUUCAUUGGUAAAUUGACUCUCUCGGCUCCCGUUGCUUUUCCCGCUUCUUCCUGUUGCAGGUCGCAACUAUGGCGGCCAUGAGUUUAUUGCAGCGGGCUUCUGUCACUGCAGUGACGGCUCUGUCUGGCCGCCGCCUUGGAACUCGGCUUGGAUACGGAGGCUUUAUCACCCGCGUCUUCCCAAAGACUCUUGCCCCUGUACGACAUAGUGCAGACCAUGGGAAAAGACUGUUUAUUGUCAGACCUUCUUCAUUCUAUGACAAGCGGUUUUUGAAAUUAUUGAGAUUCUACCUUUUGUUGACUGGGGUUCCAGUAGUAAUUGGCAUAACUCUGGUGAACGUCUUUAUUGGUGAAGCCGAAUUAGCAGAAAUACCAGAAGGCUAUAUCCCAGAAUACUGGGAGUAUUACAAGCAUCCUAUAUCAAGAUGGAUUGCUCGUACUUUCUAUGACAGCCCUGAAAAGAAUUAUGAAAGGACAAUGGCUAUCCUUCACAUUGAAUCUGAAAAGGCUGAGUUACGGUUAAAGGAGCUGGAAGUUCGAAGACUAAUGCGUGCGAGAGGCGAUGGACCCUGGUUUCAGUAUCCAACCAGUGACAAGGCACUUAUUGAUCAUUCUCCAAAAUCAACACCUGACAACUAAUCAUUUAUUUCAUCAGAUACAAAGUAUAUUCUCUUAAGGGGAAAUAAGUUGAUAAAUAUAGUAUGUGCUUUUGCUCUGUGAUGAAUAAAAGAGCUUCUUUCAAUGCUUUGUUUCUUAGUUUCUUGUUGGUUCAGAUGAAGGUUUUUGAUUUUGUGGUUUUGGUUUCUUUUUUUUUAAGGUUUAAAAUGAAAUAAUAAAAACUAGAAAAAUCACAAUUUGUGAAUUCCUUAAGUUUUGGUAGUAUUGAUAGGCUGGUAUUUUAUUUGGCAAAUGGACCUUAAAGAGGGGAAGUCUUAACUGCAUUAACCCUUCAAUGCCUAGUGUCCCAUUUUUGGAAUGCUUAUAACAGUGCUGCAU
Molecule: messenger RNA, 1043 nt
Organism: Fukomys damarensis (Damara mole-rat)
Lineage: Eukaryota; Metazoa; Chordata; Mammalia; Rodentia; Bathyergidae
Gene: Ndufb5
Product: NADH:ubiquinone oxidoreductase subunit B5
Exons: 6
Coding region: 117-686 (189 amino acids)
Source: RefSeq, a predicted model, not a curated record